Molecule: messenger RNA, 918 nt
Organism: Zonotrichia albicollis (white-throated sparrow)
Lineage: Eukaryota; Metazoa; Chordata; Aves; Passeriformes; Passerellidae
Source: RefSeq, a predicted model, not a curated record
AUGCAGCACCCAAGGCACACUUCGUUGCCUGUCCCUCGGGCGGGCUGGCGGGGCGGCUCUGCCCGGCGGAGGGAACGUGAGUGGAACCCGAGUCGUUCGAUUCGCUUUGAGAGCCAGAGGAUAGUGCUGGGGUCACCUGUCGUGAGGGAGAAUGGGGGAGAGAUGCAAGGAAACAGGGCUUUCCGAUGUCGGGGCAGGAAAACUUGGGACAUAAUCAACAUUUCCUUUCGCCUCCUUCGGGUUUGGGACACAUCUUGGCAAGACAGCCCAUCUUCAUUUUUUCGGUUUUGUCUCGUUAACAAGAACCAAACCAAAGCGAAGAGACCGCUCCGAUCGCGGUCCCGGGGCGCGGAGCGGGCGCUGUGGGCGCGGCGGCGAAGGCAGCCCCGGCCCGGCGUGGGCGUGUCGGCGGGCGGCGCUGCCCGGCCCGCGGAUCGUGGAUUGGGCCACGGCUCGGCGCCGGCGCCCGCCAGCAAGGACCUGAAAUUCGGCAUCGACCGCAUUUUAUCGGCGGAGUUUGACCCCAAAGUCAAGGAAGGCAACACGCUGAGAGAUCUGACCUCCUUAUUAACUACGAGCCGCCAAACUGGGGUUCAUCUCCCCAACUUGCAGCCUUCCGCCGGCCAGUUCUUCGCGUCUCUAGACCCUAUUAACGAGGCCUCUGCUAUCCUGGGUCCCUUAAACACAAACCCAAGGAGCUCAGUGCAGCAUCAGUUUCAAGACACUUUUCCAGGUCCGUACGCAGUUCUAACCAAGGACACGCUGCCCCAGACGUACAAGAGGAAACGUUCCUGGUCCAGGGCUGUUUUUUCCAACCUGCAGAGGAAAGGUUUAGAAAAACGGUUCGAAAUCCAGAAGUAUGUCACCAAACCGGACAGGAAGCAACUGGCGGCGAUGCUGGGGCUGACAGAUGCUCAA